AUACUUAAAUGUCCAGAUUGUGAUCGAGAAAUAAGAAUUGGUAAAACUCGAGAUCUUAAUAAACACAUGAAUUUAAAUGGAAAUCUUUGUAAAGGACAAUGCCAACCAGCUUUGCUUAUAAUGCAAAAUGUAGGAAACGUUACUCCAAAGCAAAAUAUACCUCAAAAUGAAAACCAUAUAUCUAAAAAUGAUAAAGAAUGGUAUGAUUUAAUGGAAAUAGAUAAUGAAAAAGAUAGCGAACCAAGUGAUUCAGAAUAUGAUACUGCUGAAGAAAAACCAGAUAUUCAUUUCGAAAAAAUCAAGGAUUCAUACAUUAAUAGAAUAGCAGAAGCCAGAAAAUUUAAUGAAGAUGAAGUAUGUGAUUAUUAUGCAUUUGUACCAAAAGAAUACUAUGCCGAGGGCGAGCCAUUAGUUUUCUUUGAAUCAAUCGAAGAAAAAAUUGUAGAUAUUUAUAAAAAAGAGUUAGCUUUAAAAGCAGAAGAGGUAUUUCUUGAAAUAAGCGCAUUCAGACCAUUGCAAGGUAGUAGUUAUCUACCUUUACCAGAAGCUUUAGAUAAGCCACAACUAGGAAUAAUUAAUCCACAAAAUAGGGAUGAUAAUGAGUGUUUUAAAUGGUGUAUAAGUGCAUAUUACACAAGAGAGAAAGCAAUAAAAGCUAGUAGAAAGCCACCACAUCUUAAUGAAAUCCGGAGACUUAGACGAAAUACAAAUAUAGCAAAUUUUGAAGGUAUAAAAUUUCCAGCAACACUCCAUGAUAUAGAUAAAUUCAAAGAAAGCAAUUCUAAUUAUGCUAUCAAUAUAUUUAAACCAUUUUAUAGAGAAGCUUUCGGAAAAAUAAAAGUAGAUAUAGAUCCAUUACAUAUUUCAGAACGUAAUUAUCAAGUAGAGCAUAUGAUAGAUUUAUUAUAUUUAAUAGAAGGUUCAAAUAAGGCUUCACAACAUUUAAUUCUCCCAGAAGAAGAAGCCAAAGAAAUUGAAGCAGAUGAAAAAGAUAAAGAAGAAAAUACUAAAAAAGAAACGAAGCAGAUAGUAGUUUCAUAUGGAUAUACUAUUCAUUGUUUAGAUGGAACAACACAAAAACCAGUAAUUAAUCGAGAAUUAGAAAAUAUAAUAAAAGACUUAAUGGAAAACCUUCAAGAAAAUCUAGAAGUUAUUUUAGAUAAGCUUUGUGAAAUAGCUCUAUGUGAAAAAAUGACACCUGAAUUAUGGUAA
Messenger RNA from Dentiscutata erythropus, 1212 nucleotides. The record is from the annotation of a GenBank genome assembly. NCBI's taxonomy places the organism in Eukaryota, Fungi, Glomeromycota, Glomeromycetes, Diversisporales, Gigasporaceae.